Schizophyllum commune H4-8 is the source of this 976-nucleotide messenger RNA. RefSeq lists its product as uncharacterized. The record is from RefSeq and is a predicted model, not a curated record. Lineage: Eukaryota; Fungi; Basidiomycota; Agaricomycetes; Agaricales; Schizophyllaceae. Bases 66 to 863 code for a protein of 265 amino acids. Gene Ontology annotation, molecular function: phosphatase activity. The transcript is spliced from 6 exons.
GAUGUCGCGCUGUCACCAUCGUCCUCGACCACUGACCACCACCGUCCAUUCCCCCUUCGCCAAGAAUGAGUUACAGCGCUGCGCCUCAGAGCACUCUGCCAUACCCCCCUAUCCACAAGGACGCGAAGUUCGUCGUCCUGUCUGACUGGGAUGGCACGAUCACCACGCACGACUCAAACGAUUAUAUGACGGACAACCUUGGCUAUGGGCUUGAGAAGCGCCGCAAUGGCAACCUAAGUGUUCUCGCUGGCGAAGUUACCUUCCGCGACGAGUUCAGGAAGAUGCUCGGCAGCGUAGUCGCGAAUGGGCACUCCUUCGAAGAGUGCAAGCAAGUCCUCCGUGACAACAUCAAGCUUGAUGAGGGCUUCAAGCCUUUCUACUCUUGGUGCAAGGAGCACGGCGUUCCGGUCAUUAUCGUCUCAAGCGGCAUGACCCCUACCAUCCGCGCUGUCCUCUCCAACCUCCUCGGCGAGCAAGCCGCAGAAGAGAUCGAGAUCAUCUCGAACGACGUUGACAUCAAAGAGGACGGCACCUGGGAGAUCAAGUUCAGGCAUCCGAGCAGCGGCUUCGGCCACGACAAGUCGCAAGCCAUCCUCCCCUACCGCGCGCUCCCCAACCCGCCCACCCUCUUCUUCUUCGGUGACGGCGUGUCCGACAUGUCCGCAGCCGCGCACGCAGACCUGCUGUUUGUGAAGACAAAGUACUACGGCGAGAACGACCUGCACGAGUACUGCAAGCGCGAACAGAUCCCGCAUGUGCUGAUUGGGAGCUUUGCGGAGGCGAUGCCGCUCGUGCAAGCGAUCGUCGAGGGUAAGAAGACGGUGCAGGAGGUGAUCAAGGAGAAGGGGUGGGCACCUCAAUGAAGUGAGCGGCUUGACUACUUAGAUGUCUCAACAUAGACUGCUAGUACACCUUCCGCAAAAGAAUGUAUAGACUAGAGGGCAGCGAAGACUUACACUGCAACAUUCACAGCAAA